Mauremys mutica (yellowpond turtle) is the source of this 1025-nucleotide messenger RNA. RefSeq names its product heat shock protein family B (small) member 3 (gene HSPB3). The record is from RefSeq and is a predicted model, not a curated record. NCBI's taxonomy places the organism in Eukaryota, Metazoa, Chordata, Testudines, Geoemydidae. Bases 87 to 533 code for a protein of 148 amino acids. The transcript has a single exon. Gene Ontology annotation, cellular component: cytoplasm; nuclear speck.
CAACUGGAAAGCGCUCACUAUGCCAGUGUGACUCCCCUGCUUUCACUGGCUAUCAGAAAGCAGUAACUCAUAUUUCUGUCUCAGCAAUGGAAGGAGUAGUUACAAGACACUGGGUGGAAACUCCUGUACGUUAUCAGGAGCAGUUUGCUGUCCAAGAUCUGGAAGUGUGCAAGUUGGAUCACUCUUUAUAUGCUUUGCCAGGCCCAUCCAAGGCUGAGGUGAGAAGCCGACAUGCAACAAAAAGUACAGCUACAGCAGAGAAGGACAGCACCGAGGAAGGCAAACCCAGCUUUCAGGUCUUACUGGAUGUUGUGCAGUUCCGUCCUGAAGAUAUCAUCAUUCAAACUUUCGAAGGCUGGCUCCUGAUCAAAGCUCAGCAUGGACCUAGGAUGGACGAACAUGGUUUCAUAUCCAGAAGCUUUGUUAGACAAUACAAAUUACCUAAUGGAGUCAAGAAAAAAGAUUUGUCUGCUCUCUUCUGCCAUGAUGGCAUUUUGGUUGUUGAAAUGAAGAGCUCAGAGGGAAUGGACUAAAAUCUUUUUAAUUGUUAUUGGUGAGAUAAUAUUAUUCCUAAUGUAACUCAAACAAUACUUUGCAAUGUAGCCAUGCAUGUGAAGUUGUUGGUUUGUAUUUACAAUGGAGAUAAGAACAAAACUUUGCAUAUAUUUUCAGCAUGUUGAGUUUUAUUGUUUGAUGUGAAAUGUAAGACUACUUUCCUUCAGCUGCAUAUGUGCUGGAGACCCACGCUUUUUAGACAAAAGAAAGUUUAUGGCAGUCAUAAAAAAUGAAAAAUAUUUCAUAUAAUGCUCUCUGAUGAGGUACCAAGUGUAAAGCAUGUAUAAAAAUGCCAAUAAACAGGGGUUACCUUUGUAAAAUGUAUUCAUGAGAUAAAUAAUGAAAGAAGCAGCAGACAUUUUAUGGAAUUUUAAUUUUACAUAACAGAAAAAUGCCAUGUUUUCAUAAGUUAUAUCACUAUAUAAUGUUAACUUCAACAUUUCUUAGAUGUCAAAGCACGCAUGAGCCGC